This is a messenger RNA of Purpureocillium takamizusanense, 2314 nucleotides long. RefSeq lists its product as uncharacterized. The transcript has 4 exons. Bases 1099 to 2145 code for a protein of 348 amino acids. NCBI's taxonomy places the organism in Eukaryota, Fungi, Ascomycota, Sordariomycetes, Hypocreales, Ophiocordycipitaceae. The record is from RefSeq and is a predicted model, not a curated record.
CGGGCCUUUUUGCGAGACGUCUUCCACAUCGUCCCAUACCGCCAUUUCCACCAUGCCGGUGCACAGACGCAUGGGGGGCACGCAUUGGCGGGAGGGGGACGUCUGGACAGGACAGCAGCUCAUGCACGAUUCAAGGGCUUCGCGCCUCGAGCUCUCGGCGCGCAUGCGUCAAAGACUCAAACCGCCUCAUGCACGAACUUGCAUAUGCGGUCUCUCCUGUUGCCGCAGCGAUGCGUCUGGGCUUCCUGCAAGGACAAGAUGACAAUGAUCCCUCGUCUUGACUCGACACAUCACCUGCCUCUUACUUCGUAGGUACUAACGUUAACUACCUCGUAGUUGUGAGGAGUCGUCGUUGUCCCUUCCCCCCGGCCCGCAAAGAUGCAAGGCGGCUCCGACAUCUUGAUUGGUGCGGGCAAGCUCCAUGAAGCCCGCUCCUACUUGGCUCGGCUUACCCUGCACCGGAGCGGUUCGCGUUCUCGGCGACGCCUUGCUCGGGUACAGAUGCCGUUCUCCGAAUGACACUAGGGAUAGGACCGGCAUUUAAUUAAGCCUUGUGACGGCCGUGGCAAAGGUUGACACAUCUCAGGCCACUCGACCUCUGUGACGCGCGGGUUCGCUGACAAACGCCCUCAUCUAACCGAUCCUAUGAUGACCCGGGUUGGCGACGAAAUGAUCCACUUGGCGAGGGCUUCUCCAGUCUUUGCUGGCGGCGCCAGUCACCCGGCGAGAUAGGCUUCAUAACUUGCGUACUACUGACUUCGGAGAAAACGGCGUUAAAGGACCCAGAUCGCGCGAAAACGCCAGGGAAGCCAUGGCGACAUCUGCGGGAGCCGGGGCGAAGAUGCGCCGUAGCGGGUGGGACAGAAUCUCCAGGAGCCUCCCGUUCCCAAGCAGGAGGUGGGGUUUUAUUCUACUCAACUCGAGGCUGCCCCGCAUCCCCUGUCUCGCGCUCUUGGAGGGGGGCCGGCGGGCAACGACAUCAUCGGGGCGGCCCCGUAUGAAUAUAAAGCAGCGGCCCGUUGCUCGUUGGCUUUGGGUUGGGAGAGCAGCUGGAAGCACCACCUCCCCCAACGGAUCUCGCAUCGACGAACCGACACCAUGGCGAAGCCCGACGACAUCCCCCCCAUGACCUACCGGUUUCUCGGCCAGUCUGGUCUCCAGGUCUCGUCCAUCUCCCUGGGAGGCUGGCUCACAUAUGGCGGCCACGUCGAUCGAGAGGGCACGUUUGCCUGCAUGAAGGCCGCAUACGACUGUGGCGUCAACUUCUUCGACUGUGCCGAGGUCUACGCCGCGGGCGAGUCCGAGAUCGUCAUGGGCGAGGCCAUCAAAAAGUACGGCUGGAACCGCAAUGACCUGGUCAUCUCGACAAAGGUCUACUGGGGCGCUGCGUUCGGCAACAACCCCGUCAACAACAAGGGCCUCUCGAGGAAGCACAUCGUCGAGGGCGUCAACGCCUCGCUCAAGCGCCUGGACCUCGAGUACGUGGACCUCAUCUACGCGCACCGGCCGGACCGGCAGACGCCCAUGGAAGAGACGGUGCGCGCCUUCAACCACAUCAUCGACUCGGGCAAGGCGUUUUACUGGGGCACGUCGGAGUGGAACGCCGACGAGAUCGCGCAGGCGUGGCGCGUGGCCGACCGGCUGGGGCUCAUCGGCCCGGUCAUGGAGCAGCCGGCGUACAACAUGCUCACGCGCGAAAAGGUCGAGGGCGAGUUCGCGCAUCUCUACCGGCCGGACAACGGCGGGCUAGGCCUCACCGUCUUCUCCCCGAUGAAGCAGGGCAUCCUGUCGGGCAAGUACCGCGACGGGAUCCCCGAGGACUCGCGCUUCGCGCAGACGACGGUCGAGUUCAUCAAGGGGUACUGGAAGCGCACGUCCAAGGACGACUGGGCCGGCAUCGUCGAGCAGGUCAACAGGCUGCAGCCCAUCGCCGACCGGCUCGGCAUCAAGAUGAGCACCCUGGCCCUCGCGUGGGUGCUCAAGAACCCCAACGUGAGCUCCGCCAUCACGGGCGCGAGCAGCCCGGAGCAGGUGUACGAGAACUGCCGCGCCGUGGCGGCCGUGGACAAGCUGACGCCAGAGGUCAUGGAGGAGAUUGACGGCGUCCUGAACAACAAGCCCCCGUCAGUGACCCUGCGGCAUUGAGAGCGUGUGUCUUGACUUGAAGUUCCGAGUCGGCAUGAAACAACCUUCUACGUCCACCCGCAUGGUGAGAGAGUGAGGGUGUGACCGACCCCGGCCUUUAGAGAGACACAGAAAACGCGGAUAGAAAUACAGAGUCAUACAAGCAAGGUGCAAGAACAAUUCGUGUAAC